This is a messenger RNA of Aspergillus chevalieri, 2940 nucleotides long. Its product is annotated as ssDNA endodeoxyribonuclease RAD1. The record is from RefSeq and is a predicted model, not a curated record. Bases 1 to 2940 code for a protein of 979 amino acids. Gene Ontology annotation, molecular function: damaged DNA binding; single-stranded DNA endonuclease activity; single-stranded DNA binding. Gene Ontology annotation, biological process: double-strand break repair via single-strand annealing, removal of nonhomologous ends; nucleotide-excision repair involved in interstrand cross-link repair; resolution of meiotic recombination intermediates. NCBI's taxonomy places the organism in Eukaryota, Fungi, Ascomycota, Eurotiomycetes, Eurotiales, Aspergillaceae. Gene Ontology annotation, cellular component: nucleotide-excision repair factor 1 complex. The transcript has 7 exons.
AUGCCACCUGAACGCACAAAUGUCCCGGUGAAGCUGUCCCUGCCACUUCAAUAUCAGCAGGACAUCUUCACCGAACUCCGCGAAGAGGAUGAGCUGGUCAUCCUGGCUCGUGGCCUUGGGCUGCUACGCUUGGUGACUAACUUGCUGCAUUUUUAUGACGCUGCCGGAAAUAAUCUGGUGCUGGUUGUGGGUGCAGAUGAUCGAGAGAAUGAAUGGAUCGGAGAAGCAUUGGCAGAGCAUUAUGCCAUUAGCAAGACACCACUUGCUCGGGGACUCAAGGUUAUCAACACGGAGAAAGCGACUGUAACGAUGCGAGAGAAACUCUACGCUGAGGGUGGUAUUUUGAGUGUAACAUCCAGGAUACUAGUCGUUGAUCUCUUGUCGAGACUCCUUGACCCCGAGAAGAUCACCGGAAUGGUCAUUCUACAUGCCGACAAAAUCGUGGCCACUUCAACUGAAUCUUUCAUUAUCCGAAUUUAUCGGCAAGCCAACAAAUUGGGCUUUCUCAAAGCCUUUUCCGAUUCGCCAGAGCCUUUUACAACUGGGUUUGCGCCUCUGGCCAACUCAUUGCGCAAUACUUUCCUGCGCAAAGCUUCCCUAUGGCCACGUUUUCACGUCACUGUUGCGGAGUCGUUGGAGGGACGCAGGAAAGCCGAAGUUAUUGAGCUAGAAGUCCCGAUGACGGAUAAGAUGCGUGAAAUCCAGAAUGCUGUCCUCGAGUGUGUGGAGAUCAGCAUCAGCGAGUUGAAGAAAGCGAAUACAGGAAUCGACGUCGAAGAUUGGACACUAGACAGCGCGUUACAUAGGAGCUUUGAUAUCGCUAUCAGGCGCCAACUUGACCACAUAUGGCAUCGUGUGAGCUUCAGGACCCGGCAGAUUGUUAACGAUCUGACAGAUCUGCGGGCAAUCCUCCACGCUUUGCUUACGUACGAUGCUGUUUCAUUCGUCAAAUAUCUUGACACUAUUGUCGCUGCCAAUUCUCCACCUCCCGGCUCGAGCAGGCAUAACUUUUCGCCCUGGCUUUUCCUUGACGCUGCUCAUGUCCUUUUCCAGACGGCAAAGUGUAGGGUAUACCAAGGGAAGAUAAGCCACGAAAUAAACCAUUCGUUUUCGAGCCCUUUCCCUUCCACACUUCAACCCGUUCUAGAAGAGCAGCCCAAAUGGAAGGUUCUAACGGAAGUGCUGGAAGAGAUUGAGCAUGAUGCUUAUUUCAACCCAGCAAACAUGGAUGGCUCUAAUAACACCACGCUGAUCAUGUGCAGCGAUCAAAGAACUUGUCGGCAGAUUCGAGAGUAUCUUGGGACAAUGCACGCCAGGGUCGAUAAUGAUCCAGAGGAUAUGUCAAGCGAAAACAUACAAAGCUCUGCAGAAAUCAUGAUGCGACGGAGGCUACGAGAAUACCUGGACUGGAAGCGCUCCCUCUCGAACGUCAACAGGAACCUAUCUUCCAAACCUGCGAAUGACGAUUCACAGACGGGCAAAAACCAGAGUCAACCGGGAAAGCCAAGUCAACAAGGAAAGGCACCCCAAAACAAACGACGCAGGGUGCGUGGUGGUGGCGCUGUCUCCUCGGCUGCAGGUCGUGUACCUAACAGCAGUGUGCAAACGGAGGUUGAAUUGCCAGACCAAGUAACUAGCUUGCUGGAUGAAAUCCAACCCACGGAAGUUGAGGAGACCCAAAAGGAGGAGAUUAUCAUUGACGUGCUAGACGACAUGGAUGACUUCUACGAACUGUAUGAUAUGAACGAUUUGGUCGUGGUGCAUCCUUAUGACGGUGACAUGGACGAGCAUAUUUUGGAGGAAGUUCGGCCACGAUACAUCAUAAUGUACGAACCAGAUCCUGCCUUUAUUCGACGAGUCGAGGUGUACCGCAGCUCCCAUGUUGGACGAAACGUGAAAGUGUAUUUCAUCUAUUAUGGAGGAUCGGUCGAAGAACAGCGAUACCUGAGUGCAGUGAGACGUGAGAAGGACUCUUUCAGCAAACUCAUCAAGGAGAAGGGAAACAUGGCCGUCACCCUCACCCAUGACAAGAGCAUGGAAAACCCUCAGGAGCAGUUCCUUCGAACCGUGAACACACGCAUCGCCGGGGGUGGUCGACUAGCAGCAACAGCAUCACCACCACGAGUUGUCGUGGAUGUUCGAGAGUUCCGAAGCGCUCUACCAUCCUUGCUCCACGGCAACAGCAUGAUCAUAGUCCCCUGCCAACUUACCGUCGGUGACUACGUGCUCACCCCAGAUAUCUGCGUCGAACGCAAAUCAGUCCGCGACCUAAUCACCUCUCUACGCAACGGCCGUCUCUACAACCAAGCCGAAACCAUGCUGCAACACUACAAAAACCCCCUCCUCUUAAUCGAAUUCGACGAGAACAAAUCCUUCACCUUCGAUGCAUUCACUUCCGCCGCAACACCGGGCACGACCUUCCUAACCGACUACGGCUUCUCAUCGUCGGGUGCCAUGACCACCUCCGUCUCAGCAAGCAGUUCUCUAGUCAACGCCUCCAGCCCGAAAUCCGCACAACACCUCCUCGUCCUUUUAACAAUCACCUUCCCCCGCCUGAAAAUCAUCUGGUCCUCCUCGCCCUACCAAACAGCCGAGAUUUUCGCAGAACUCAAAAAGAACAGCCCCGAACCAGACCCCAUCAAAGCCGUCCAAACCGGCCUCGACGUCGAUAUCGAUCCAGAUACAGCUCCAACAAGAGAAGGAGGAAACAUGAUGGCCGCCGCAGGAAUCGAACACCGAAUCUUCAACCUCCUGCCGCAGGAAAUGCUUCGUGCUGUGCCUGGUGUGACGCCGCAGGCGCUGGAGAGGUUGAUUCUGGAAACGGGGAAUAUCAGUGAGAUUGCAAAUAUGGAUGUGGAGCAGUUGGAUCCGUUGAUUGGGAAGGAGGCUGCGAGGAAGAUCGUUGGGUUUUUUCGGAAGAGUGUGUUCGAGGGUACGUAG